GGCAUUGGAGCGCAGCCGGUGGCUGGCGCUCCAGGAGCCGGGGAGCGCGCGCCAUCUCUGCCGGCACCCUGUACGGCCGGAGGCACGGUGGUCGUGCAGAUGCUGCAGAGCGGGCGCAUCUUCGGCUUCAUGGAGCUGAUGGAGGGAUGCCCGUACCAGUGCUCCGUCGUGGCGGCGCCCAUGGCCGACGUGUACGUGAUCGGCAGGAACGACCUGCUGCGCUCUCUCCCGAAGCCGGUGACCCACCGCCUCUUCUGCGACUACCGGGCCCGCCUGUCGGACGAGCGGCUCAUGCAGCGGCUGAAGCAGAAGUGCAAGUGGAAUAGCUACAAGCACGCCCUGCUCGACGAGAUCCUCACGCGCAGGAGCGGCGGCGCCACGGGCAGGGGCCGCGCGUUCCGCGACCCGCCCCCGCGCCUCGCCUUCGGGGCGCUGGAGGACUCGGCCUACGAGCGCAUCGGCAGGGGCGAGGGCCUCUGGGACGGGCGCGCGCAGACGCCCCCGCGGUCUCUGCACGCGCUCCCCGCCGGCCCGCCGCAGGGCGCCGGCCACGCCCCCGCCUCGGGCGGCGCCGGCGCCCAGUUCCGCGUGGGCGACCGGGUGCAGGUCCGGGGCAGCGUGUCCCAGCCGUGGAAGGGGGGCGAGGUGGUCUGCGGCAGCCCCCUGCGGGUGCUCCCCGACGGCGGGGGCCACAGCCUCGCCCCGCGGGCCGCGGAGGUGGUCCGGGCGGAGGCGCCGGGCGGGCCGCCGCGGGAGGCCAGCGCGGAGGACGGGCCGAAGGAUGGGACGACGGUGACUUACAAUCGCAUCGUCGCGCACCUGAACUACGCGAUCCACAGCGGGCGCCGGACCCUCUUCAACAGGCCGGUGCGGGACGUGAGGACGUUCUUCGAGGCCCUAGACCGCAACGGCAGCGGGGGCCUGGAGAGGUCCGAGAUCGCCCAGGGCCUCCAGAGGCGGGCGUGCCGUCUGCGAGGACGACAUCGCCCGCUUCCUGCAGACGCUGGACGACAACGGCGACGGCUUGGUCGACCUCGUGGAGCUGGCGCGUGCCCUGGAGCCUCCGCCGGCGCCCGGGCAGGGCGCUCCGCAGCCUGGGGAGGCGGCUGCUGCUGGCCCCGUUGGCGAACAGCUGCCGCGAGGGGCACUGGUCAGGCGGGCCGGGCCGCCCCCGCCGCGACCACAGGCAGAGGCUGCGGGGACCGGCGCGGGGCGUCGCCGGCGAAGCCCGCCAGCGAGCAGGUGCGGCACGUCUUCGACGUCCGCAUUGAAACCAGAGAAGACGGGUCGAAGGACGUCAUCAUCGAGCAUGACGAGCGGGACGCUUCCAUGGUGGCGAUGGAAAGGAAGCUGGAGCUGGCCGUGGCGGCGGCCCGCUUCCGCGACGGCGCGCGCCGCGCGCGCGCGGAGCCCGGCGGCGAGCGCGAGCCGAGCGAGGGCGUGCCCGCGGCGCCCACGGAACCGCUGCGGAGCCGCGGCCGCGAGAGCCCGGCGGUGCGGCGGGCCGCGAGCGGCGGCAAGCCCCGGGGCGCUGUCAGAGGCUGCUCUGUCGCAGACGUCGACUACACGCAAGAGUGGCCCUUUGCCAGAGUGACUUCUGGUGCGGGCCCACUGGGGGCC
This is a messenger RNA of Prorocentrum cordatum, 1620 nucleotides long. The record is from the annotation of a GenBank genome assembly. Lineage: Eukaryota; Dinophyceae; Prorocentrales; Prorocentraceae.